AUGGCCGUCUUACUCCCCUCGAACUCCUCCGACCACCACUUUUCCAUCUCAAAUAUAAUCUCAAAGUUUCGGUCAAAGAAAAGAGCAGGAACGAGGGGUCAUAUAGAGCGAAUACAGCAUGAAGAGGUAGUACUAGACACUCGGCCAUCGCUCAUUGCCGCGCCACUAUCCCUAGUCCUCCCAGAACAUCAACAAACUCUCUCAAACCUCGGCUGGACAACUGUCACUUUCCCGCAACCCGCAUCAGAAGCAACCGCCUCAAGCUUAGAAGACCACCAUCUCGCGCCAGGUUCUCACCCACUUCAACAAGCCUAUGAAUCUCUCUUCGCCGCCAGCCAGGCAUUCUUCGAUCAAUCAGACGAAGAGAAGACGAUAUGGAAACAUAAACUCGGCUCCGAAGAAGGCUGGUCCAAGAUCCAAGGAGAGAAAGAGUUCAUUACCCUCCGCACCCUAGAAUAUUGCCCUGAAGUGCUCCGAGGCCCCGCAGAACGCUACUGGAAUCUCAUGGGCGCGCAUCUCUCGUCUACAUUGGGCCGGAUAUCGACAUCUCUCGGUUUGCCGGAUGGUGAAGAACAGGGAUUGAGACAAUUUGUCGGGCCUUGUGGCACAAUGCAGUCUACAGAUGCAACUAAGACUGCAACCAUGUUACGACUCUUUCGGUAUGAAGGGUGGGACGCAAAGGUGGUUGCCGAACCACAUUCCGAUCUCGGCCUUCUGAGCAUGGUGGUGGGCAAUGUACCUGGCCUAGAGGUCUGGGACGGACGAACGUGGUUUGAUGUUGAAAGAGAGGUCGAGAAGUCAGGCAAGAAGGGCGCAAGUAUGCUUGCUGGGCGACAGCUUGAGAGACUAAGUAAUGGACGAUAUCCGGCAGGGGGUCAUCGGGUUGUAUCUUAUGGCCUGCCUGGACCAAAUCUGGAAAACAACACCCCCGGAAACUCGAGUGGGGGAAAGAGGUAUCGCUUCUCUAUUGUCUUCGUCCUGCGCGCCCAUGAACCCACCAUUAUCAAUUCGGACGAAUUAGAAACAGAAGUUACGGGCAAAUGGGUUGAACCUAUUCAAGGAGUUACAGCGGGGAAAUUUUACGAAGAGAUUAGGGGAAGGCAUUACAACAUCAAUAUCGACGUGAAAGAGAGGGAAAAGCAGAGAAGGAGAGUCAAGAGUGGAGCAGGGAAGGGAAGGAAGGGGGAAGGAAGAUCAUAG
Messenger RNA from Cucurbitaria berberidis CBS 394.84, 1200 nucleotides. RefSeq lists its product as uncharacterized. The transcript has a single exon. Gene Ontology annotation, molecular function: dioxygenase activity. Bases 1 to 1200 code for a protein of 399 amino acids. NCBI's taxonomy places the organism in Eukaryota, Fungi, Ascomycota, Dothideomycetes, Pleosporales, Cucurbitariaceae. The record is from RefSeq and is a predicted model, not a curated record.